Molecule: messenger RNA, 1488 nt
Organism: Penicillium subrubescens
Lineage: Eukaryota; Fungi; Ascomycota; Eurotiomycetes; Eurotiales; Aspergillaceae
Product: putative MFS transporter
Exons: 6
Coding region: 1-1488 (495 amino acids)
Biological process (GO): transmembrane transport
Cellular component (GO): membrane
Molecular function (GO): transmembrane transporter activity
Source: RefSeq, a predicted model, not a curated record
AUGGUUAAACAUGGGGCAGAACAAAUCGAGAACCUGAAACCCUCCAAGAAGGUCCUGGACUCGGAGCAGGAUGUCCUCUAUCAGGCAUAUGCUUCAAAGAGCCCAGAAUGGCAUCAGAAGAUAACUCGCACCCUUCUCCGCAAAGUGGAUUUCCAUUUAUUGCCAUUCCUCGUUUUGAUGUACCUGCUCAACUUUCUCGAUCGCAAUAACCUAUCUCAGGCACGUCUUGGAUCCCUUGAGAAAGACUUGGGUAUGAAAGGCACCGAUUACAAUUUGGCAACAAGUAUCCUGUUUGUCGGAUACUUGCUUAUGCAAUUACCGUCUAAUCUGCUACUCACUCGCAUUCGUCCAUCGCGAUUCCUGGGUGUUGCAAUGGCAAUUUGGGGUGUCAUUUCAGCUUGCCAGGCAGCUACCCAGUCAUUCGCCGGACUUGUGGUCUCUCGCUUCUUUCUUGGAUUCGUCGAGGCGCCAUUCUUCCCAGGUGCCGUGAUGCUGAUGUCGAGUUGGUACACUCGACAGGAAUUGAGUCACCGUAUUGCCUGGUUCUAUUCAGGAAGCUCUCUGGCUAACGCCUUUGGUGGUUUGAUUGGUGCAGGUGUUCUCGGGAACCUGGAUGGAGCGCAUGGCAUUGCCGGAUGGCGAUGGCUGUUCAUAAUCGAGGGAUGCAUUACGGUGGGAGUCUCUGUUCUAGCAGGGAUCUUCCUUCCUAAUUAUCCCGCAACAACUUCUUGGUUAGACGAUCAAGAACGUGCUUACGCUCAAUGGCGCCUCAUGAAUGAUGCCGGUGAAGCCGACGAUGCUUCUUCCAACAGCAUCAAGGAGGCCUUGGCUCUGGUCUUUGCCGAUAAGCGCAUCUACCUCUUUAUUCUGCUGCAGCACACUUCGCUGCUGUCCCAGAACUUCCAAUACUUCUUCCCAACCAUCGUCAAGACUCUGGGCUACGGCAACAUCGAGACCCUACUAAUUACCGCGCCUGUAUGGAUCGCCACUUUCAUCGUCUCGCUAAUUGUGACCUAUACAUCUGGCAAGACGAAUGAUCGCAGCCUGCACAUUAUUUGUCUGAUGCUUGUCAGUGUAGUAGGCGGUAUCAUUUGCACUGCAACUACUAACACUGGCGCCAAAUUCUUUGCUAUGUUCCUUAUGCCUAUGGGAGCUGUAUCCGCAUACCAAAUCAUCAUUGCCUGGGUUGCCAACUCUUUCCCCCGACCUUUGGUCAAACGUUCUGCUGCAAUUGCCAUUGCCAAUAUGCUGGGUAACACAGCUUCAAUCUACGGUAGUUACAUGUGGCCGUCUUCGUCCGGUCCUCGAUAUAUUCCUGGUGGCAGUGCGACUGCUGCAAUUGCGUUGUUGGUUGCCUUGAUAGCCCUGGUGAUCCGUCUUGUCCACAAGAAUAUGAACAAGCGACUUGAAGCUGCUGAGUCGAGUGGAGAUGUGCCUCCUGGUGAUAACCUUGAAAGCCGGGCUGUCGGGUUCCGCUACAUUUUGUGA